This is a messenger RNA of Dendronephthya gigantea, 2040 nucleotides long. Its product is annotated as acetyl-coenzyme A synthetase, cytoplasmic-like. Gene Ontology annotation, molecular function: AMP binding; acetyl-CoA synthetase activity. NCBI's taxonomy places the organism in Eukaryota, Metazoa, Cnidaria, Anthozoa, Malacalcyonacea, Nephtheidae. Bases 13 to 1950 code for a protein of 645 amino acids. The transcript is spliced from 18 exons. The record is from RefSeq and is a predicted model, not a curated record.
CAUGUCAAAAGCAUGGAGCGAUACAAGGAAAUUUACAAACAAUCUGUGGAUGAUCCUAAAGCCUUUUGGAAAGAGAUUGCAAAGCAAUACUUCUGGCAUAAACAUCCAACCACAAUCCUGUCCUUCAACUUCAACCCAGAAAGUGGACCUAUUUUUAUCAAGUGGAUGGAAGGAGCUCAAACUAAUAUUUGUUAUAAUGUCUUGGAUAGGAUUGUAAAUGAAAAAAAUGGUGAAAAUACUGUUGCAUUUUACUGGGAAGGUAAUCUUCCUGGUGAUAAUAAAGCAAUCAGAUAUGGAGAACUAUUGUUGGAAGUUUGUAAGUUUGCAAAUGUUUUGAAGAAAAGAGGUAUUAGAAAGGGUGACAGAGUUGUCAUUUAUCUUCCUAUGAUCAUUGAGCUGGUGGUUGCCAUGCUGGCUUGCGCUAGGAUUGGAGCUGUUCACUCCAUUGUGUUCACUAGGCUUUCAUAUGAAGCUUUAGCAAAGCGUUUAGUGGACUUGCAGUGCUCCCUGCUGAUAACAGCAGAUGGUUACUACCGUGGUACCGACCUGUGGGAACUAAAAUCAAAUGCUGACGAAGCCAUGGCUAUUAGUGAACGAAAGGGACAUCAUGUGCCACUCAAUAUCGUAUUAAAACAUUUACACACACCAAACCAUCCCUGCAAUAUCCAGAUCAAUUGGAAUGACAGGGUGGAUGUUUGGUGGCACGAUGAGAUGAGGACAGCUGAGACGACUUGUGAACCAGAAUGGAUGGAUGCUGAAGAUCCUUUGUUUAUUCUCUACACCAGUGGUACAACUGGCAAGCCAAAAGGUGUUGUUCAUACAACAGCUGGUUACAUGCUGUAUACUGCAACAACGUUCAAGUAUGUUUUUGAUUAUCAUCCUGGUGAGGUGUACUGGUGUACGGCUGAUAUUGGUUGGAUCACUGGCCAUAGUUACAUCACCUACGGUCCAAUGGCAAAUGGUGCCACUUGUGUCAUAUUCGAAGGAGCACCAACUUAUCCUGAUCCCAGCAGAAUGUGGGAAAUAUGUCAGAGACUAGGGGUUGCCAAAUUUUACACAGCACCAACUGCCAUCAAAUCACUGAUGACAUAUGGGGAAGAAGCCGUGGAGGGAUACAAUCUUGAACUUUUGAAAGUUCUUGGCUCAGUUGGUGAACCAAUCAACCCGGAAACCUGGUGGUGGUUUCGUGAUGUUGUUGGCAAUGAACAAAGCUCUGUGGUUGAUACAUACUGGCAGACAGAAACGGGUGGACACGUGAUCACGCCUCUGCCUGGCGCUACUCCGAUGAAACCUGGGUCAGCGACUUUCCCGUUUUUUGGAAUCGUUCCAGCAAUUGUUAACGAACGCGGGGAAGUGUUAGAAGGGGAUUGUAAAGGAGUUCUGGUUUUCAAAGAACCCUGGCCUGGUAUGCUACGAACGCUUUAUGGUGACCACGAUCGCUUUGAAAAAGAUUACUUCAAGAAAUUCCCAGGAUAUUAUUACACUGGAGAUGUGUGCGAACGAGACAAAGAUGGAUAUUAUUGGAUAGUGGGUCGCGCGGAUGACUGCAUAAAUGUCUCAGGUCAUUUGCUCAGCACGGCUGAAAUUGAGAACGCGUUGGUCAAACAUGUGGCUGUUUCUGGAGCCGCUGUGGUUGGUUAUCAACAUAGAAUUAAAGGAAAUGGUAUAUUCUGUUAUACAACGUUGACGAAGGGAUACAAGUUUUCAGACGAACUGGUUGAAGAACUAAAAGCAAAAGUUCAGGAAAAGAUUGGAGCCUUCGCAACACCAGAUGUGAUACAAUUCGCCCCAGCCCUUCCUAAGACUCUCACGGGUAAGAUCAUGCGCCGUAUUCUACGAGAGCUGGCUAACGGCAAAGAAAAAUUUGACGAUCUGCCCGCGACUCUUGCAAAUCCUGAGAUUGUUGACGAAUUGCUGAAAUAUAGACCGACGAAUAUACCAGGGAUGUGAGUCAUUCAGUGACAAAGGAAAGGUUCUCACCGCGUUUAAGCUAAACGGGCUUGAUACAACCGGCCCCAGCAGGAUAACUUCCUUCACGAG